AUGGCUCACAUCCAGCCAUCGCAGGAUGGCUUAGACAAGCGGAAGAUUGUAGGAAUCAACGCCGAAACCGUCACGAACAUCACCUCGACCGAUUUCCCAGGCCACCAUGCCGGCGAAGACGAUUCCUGGUCUCUCUCAAAAUUCAAGCAGAAUCUGAAAGUCCACUUCCACCAGAACGAGCCGGAUGAAGCCACAUUCUCCCUGGUUGGCGUCGACGCCUCCAUUGCCAACGCAUUUCGGCGCAUCCUCAUUGCGGAAGUCCCUACGUUGGCCAUCGAAAAAGUCUACGUGCAGAAUAACACCUCGGUGAUUGCAGAUGAAGUCCUGGCGCACCGGCUAGGCCUCAUCCCCCUGAAGGGCAGCAUCGAAGGGCUCAGAUGGCUGAAAUGGUUCAUCGAACCAAACCCGGACAUUGGCUUCGACGGUAUGGAACGGACCGACUACAACACAAUCGUCCUGAGCCUGAACGUGAAAUGCGAACGCAAUCCGCACGCAGACAAGAAUGCGACCGAGCCAGAGGAGAAGUACAUCAACAGCAGCGUCUACUCGCGACACAUCAAAUGGACUGUCCAGGGCCUCCAGGAGCAGUACUUCAGGGACGGCCCCAUCGAGCCGGUCAGUCCGGAUAUCCUGAUCGCAAAGUUGCGGCCAGGUCAAGAAAUCGACAUGAUCCUGCAUGCGCAUCUUGGAAAAGGUGGUGAUCAUGCAAAAUUCAGUCCGGUCGCAACCGCCACAUAUCGACUACUCCCCACCAUCACCAUUACCAAGCCAAUUCUUGGAGCCGAUGCGAGAAAAUUCCAAAAGUGCUUCCCACCCGGCGUAAUUGACCUUGAGCGUGUCACGCCCUCCGAUGCUGCAUCCGAUGAACCUGCCUACCAUGGCCGCGAGGGUGACGAGAAGGCCGUCGUCAAAGAUCCCAUGCGGGACACUGUGUCGCGAGAAUGCCUCCGACACGAGGAGUUCAAGGACAAAGUCAAGCUGGGCCGAGUGCAAGACCAUUUCAUAUUCAAUGUCGAAAGUACAGGACAAUUUCCUAGCGAUGUUCUGUUCUUGGAGAGCGUCAACGUCCUCAAAUUCAAGGCUAAGAGGCUGCUCCGAGCGCUUGAUGAGAUGGAGAAAUAG
Molecule: messenger RNA, 1122 nt
Organism: Capronia coronata CBS 617.96
Lineage: Eukaryota; Fungi; Ascomycota; Eurotiomycetes; Chaetothyriales; Herpotrichiellaceae
Product: DNA-directed RNA polymerase I and III subunit RPAC1
Exons: 2
Coding region: 1-1122 (373 amino acids)
Biological process (GO): DNA-templated transcription
Cellular component (GO): RNA polymerase I complex; RNA polymerase III complex
Molecular function (GO): protein dimerization activity; DNA binding
Source: RefSeq, a predicted model, not a curated record